Molecule: messenger RNA, 1197 nt
Organism: Cottoperca gobio
Lineage: Eukaryota; Metazoa; Chordata; Actinopteri; Perciformes; Bovichtidae
Product: ankyrin repeat and fibronectin type-III domain-containing protein 1-like
Exons: 10
Coding region: 172-1197 (341 amino acids)
Biological process (GO): regulation of establishment of bipolar cell polarity; establishment of mitotic spindle orientation
Cellular component (GO): spindle
Molecular function (GO): protein binding
Source: RefSeq, a predicted model, not a curated record
UCCUCGUGCACCUCCACUCGUCUGCAGUCUGACAGCAGGAUCUCUCGGUUGGCUGAGAGGUGGAACCAGCGGGCUGCAGGAGAUGAUCUGAUCAAAGACCUGAAGCCCCUGUUUUACACGGGAAUCCCCCGAUCCUCACUCAGCCUGGACAGCAGACGCCUCCCGGGUGUUAUGACCCAGCAGAUGCAGAACCUGCAGUUGUCCCAGACCAGGAAGUGUCCCGGUGGGCCGGCCUCCCCGAGCGCCGCCAAGCGCCUCUACAGGAACCUGUCGGAGAAGCUGCGAGGAAGCGCCUCCUCCUUCGAAGAUACCUACUUCUUCGGCAAGACGGACCGUCUGCGCAAAGCCUCGGCGAUGCAGGGCAGCGACUGUAUCUUCGAGGCGGUGGAGCAACAGGACCUGGACACGGUGCAGAUCCUGCUCUACCAGUUCUCUGCCGAGGAGUUGGACAUGAACACGCCCAACAGCCAGGGCCUGACGCCGCUGGACAUCGCCAUCAUGACCAACAACACGCCCAUCGCCAAACUGCUGCUGAAGGCCGGCGGCAGAGAGAGUCCACACUUUGUGAGCGUGGAGAGUCGGGAGGCCCACCUGAGCUCUCUGGUGCUGGAGGCUGAGCGCCGUGCGGCCGAGCUCGCCGCGCAGGCUCAGAGAGACGGCCUCUCUCUGGAGGCCUGCCAGAAGGAUAAGCAGCUGAGAGCCUGGGAGUGGAGGAGCAAGCUGUACAGACGCAUGAGGACGGGCUUCCAGCACGCACGAGCCCCGGAGGCCCCGUCUAUGGUGCGUCUGAGCGUGAGCAGCAGCACCUCGCUGACCGUCAACUUCCAGGAGCCACAGUGCCUCAACUCCACCGUGGUGACCAGAUACAGAGUGGAGUGGAGCUGCCUGAAGGAUUUCUCGCUGCUUGCAGGAGAGAUGGUGUUGGAUAAUCUGCAGAGCCUCAAGUGCACCAUCAGCAGCCUGAGCACGGGUCGGCUCUACUACAUCCGGGUGUCGGCGUACAACAUGAAGGGCUGGGGUCCUCCUUCCUGCUCCCUGCCUCCGUCGGCAGCACCCUCCAACUGGAGGGAGAGUGACGGCCGUGAGCCCCGCAGGCGAGGACACAUCGAGGCCAUGGAGCGUCUACUGCAGCAGGUCCGAGCCACGCACACACACUACUGCUGCGGAGGGCGGCGGCUCAACGAUGCCAAUCUGUAA